This is a messenger RNA of Rotaria sp. Silwood2, 705 nucleotides long. The record is from the annotation of a GenBank genome assembly. Lineage: Eukaryota; Metazoa; Rotifera; Eurotatoria; Philodinida; Philodinidae.
AUGUGCACAAAUUGUACUGAUAUUGCACUAUCAUUCAAUCAUCCAACGGAACUUCCACCAAAUUGCGUAGGAAACUUUGUUGAAGCUAAUAUUUGUCAAGUUGUUUUUCGUACGAAUUAUUUAACAAAAGAAAUUCGCCUGAAUCUCACCGGUGGAUAUAAUCCAAUUGGAAAUUCUCGUCUAGACCUAUCAGUUCAAAAUAAAUUUGAUGAACCAACGAUGAUGGAUGCCAACAUCACAUACAUUUGUAAGACUGAAGCUGAUUGUGCAAGAGUAUUUUACACUUUAACUAUACAAACACUAAUUCAGAAUGAACCAAUACUAAACGAACUACGGGCUGCACUGUUCGAUCCAACGGUAGUCAAUGUGCAACAGUGUUCGAAUAAUCAGGAUCAACCCAUAACAUGUCGAAAUGGUUAUGGAUGUCAUGGAAUUGAAAUAAUUGAAAAUAACAAGACUGACUUUGAAGGAGAAUGUAGAAAUGCUAGUACGGUGACAAUAUUUCCUCGUCUAUAUUUUAGAAUUACACUUGUCCAAGGUGAUCCACCCCUUUCAUCAGACUGGAAUCAUCUUGGUUUUACUUGCAACAAACAAAAUUUGUGUAAUAGUCGACAACAAAUCAAGAAAAUGGUGAAACUAGCAAAUGAUUUCUAUCCAUGGGAACUUAUCGGCAAAGAUUCGCCGUAUUCUCCUCUUUCAGAAUAA